UUGAUUUUGAAGUGAUAUUUCCCUAGCUGCACUUUCCAUGUAACUCCACUCUUUUGGUGUUCUUCCGCCCAGCCCAAGGAUCUACAUUACAUUCUCUGUUUCUGCCUCCUGGCGGAUGAAUCCAUUAUCUUACCAGCGCGACGACGUGUAAAAAAACAUCGAAAAAAAAUCCUAACAGCUUUGCAAUAAUGUUGCCUGUUCAAAAGACAAAACUUCGGUACAGGUAAGCGAGAUAAGAAGUGUUUCGCUUGGACUAACUUUGGGCAUUUGAGUAUGUUUCGUUUCACAGCCUGUUAUCUUUCAGAUAUGGACACAGGUGAUGCUCUCCAUCACCUGUUGGGGUGUGUUAACCUCUGCUGGAGGACUCAUUUCUGCUAGCUUACAGCAGCAUUGACCGUGGUGCAAAAUGACGCCAUAUGGCCUUUAUUUUUGACGUUCUUACAGGUUUUACUAAUGUAAUGGAAAGCGAAAACCAAUUUACAGAGUCAGAUACACCUCCUCAGCAGUGGAAAAGUUGCAAAUUGAUCAUUGACCCUGCCUUAACUAAAGGACUAUACAAAGUGUGUCGCUUUGAUGGACAAUAUUUUAACAUACCCGUUGAGGAUUUAGGUCUGUUUCCUGUGGACACCGUCAGAGAUCCCAGAGUCUGCCGCCUGUGGAGUAAAUACAACAAGACUGAUCUAUUGGUUCCUAAAUAUAAGAUUGAUGAGUGGUACGUUGGGCCUGUACCUCCCAAGGAAGUGACAUUUUGCAGGUUAAAUGAUAAUGUGAGGGAAACAUUCCUCACAAAUAUGUGCCAGAAAUAUGGUAAAGUUGAAGAAGUGGAAAUAUUUUACCAUCCGAAGAACAAGAAGCAUCUGGGCGUUGCGAAGGUCGUCUUUGACACGGUGAGAGCUGCAAAGAACGCCGUGCGGCUCCUUCAUCAGACAUCUGUGAUGGGAAACAUCAUACAUGUGGAAAUCGACUCUAAAGGUGAGAAAAGGACGAGAUAUCUCCAGCUGCUGUUUAACGGCCCAUAUACUCCCUGGACGCUGCCUGUGGGAAGCAGUGAGCGCGCCCUGCAGAGCUUAGUCGACGCCCUGCUGACCAGCACAGCCGCUCAGCAGUCAGGAAACGCCUCCAGCCCUGCCAGCAUUGCCACACCCCUCUCCCUGGACACAGCCUACUCCAGCAUUUGGGGGGACACUCCUUGCAGCCUGGGCCUAACGCCACAAUCUCAGGGAACCCCCCGCACUCCCUGCCUGUCUGCGACUCCUCUCUCCCAGGACUCCUGCUACUCCAGCCUUCAGGCGACUCCGGUCCUCCAGGGAGAGCCCUCCAACCAUAGUCUUCAUAAACAUUUAAGACAAGCUCUUUGCCGUUUCAGACCCGCGAGGCAUCAUAGGGGAUCUCGCCCGCCUUCAAAUGUCAGCCUUCUGUUUAAGAGUAGCCAACUGCAGCCUCUGAACCCGCCCUCGAAUCAGAAGCAGCCCGUAGUGUGGCGUGACGAAGCGAAGUGCUCUGCCUACAAGGAGCCCCCCUGCAGUCCUGCCUCCGGUCUUCAGCAGUCAGAACACACGGGUAGCUCUUCUUCUUCUUCUUCUUCUUCUUCUUCUUCUUCUUCUUCUUCUUCUUCUUCUUCUUCUUCUUCUUCUUCUUCUGUGAUUUCCUCACACAAUGCAGUUAGCAUCCGGAGCAUCCAUUUCACAGCUGACAGUCAAACUGCAGUAAACUUCCCACACAGAAAGCAGCAGCCCGCGGUGGAGAGUUUGGACUCCCGCAUUGAAAGUUUGCUGAUAAACAGUCAGAUUUCCGAUGCUUUAUUUUUGGAUAGGAAAACUUCAAAGACUGAUGAACCCUCUCCCGACAGCCCUGCAUCCAGUCGUUGCUCUCCUAAGUGUGCUUUCUUGGAGGAUUUGCUUUUUUGCUCUCUGUCGCCUAAUGACUCCUCUACCAGCAGCCGCCGUCGCCGCUGCCACGAUGCGGGGAAUAUCAGUCCAUUGACGCUCGUUGAAAACGAAGAGGAUGAAACCAAUCGAGCUGUUUUGUUUCUGGAAGCAAACUCCCAGUCUCCCACUCCCUCUGAGGCUAAACCUUCGGAAAGCAGAGUUCAUGUAGACACUGAAACAUCUCCAUGGAUUUCAUCCUCAGAGGAACAUUGUGCUGUAGAUAAAGAUGUACAUCUUCCACAUACAUUCCAAUCUGGAUCUCUGCCACCAGCAAAAGACACAUCCUCAUUCCCUAAAUCUCCCUCUGCAGCUUCUAAUCCCACUCCACCCAGUCUCCCCAUAGCUCCUCCUGCAGUUUCAGUCGGAUGUUCACAUCCUCCACAAGCCUCUUUCCCUGUCCCUCCCUUCCCUCCACCUCUGCCUCCUGUCCCUCCUCGCCUACCGAAUGGCACUAUCCCUAUCCCACCUCCAGGCUGGAUCCCACCUCAGGGCAUCCCCAUCCCACCUCCUCCUAUCCAACCUCCUCCUUCCAUUGCUCCUCCCCUGCCAACCUUUCUGGUUCCUCCUCCACCUUUACCUGGACCGCUACCUGUUCCACCUCCUUUGCCUAUAUACUCUGUACCUGUGCAGCCCGUAGCACCAUUACCUCCGAGGCUCGGGGGCGCACCACCUUUCCCGUUCCCUCGACCUCCCUGGUUCGCCCCGCCUUUUCCCUCUUUUAACCCCUUCGUGCCACCACCAAACUACAGUCCUGCACAGGAACACCGCCAUAAGAUAACAGUGGAGAAGGUUUUAGACAUUCUCAUGGAUGAGCUGAAAUCCAUCAUCAGGAAAGACAUCACUCGGAGAACGAUUGAAGGAGUGGCUUUUAGGGCGUUUGAGGAAUGGUGGGACUGUCAAGAGAAGAAAAAGGUCCAAGUUUCUCCCGUGAAAAGCGGAGCACCAGGCGUCAUGAAUCUCCUCAGCCACAUUAGUGAGAAGGGCAAGAAACCUCCUCUGCCUUCAUUCAGGGUAAAAAGAAAACGAUCAGAGGAAACAGAAAACGAGUCCAGUUCUGCCCAGAAAGCUUUAAAGCUGCAGCAGGAGGAUGAUGAUGUGGAGAAAUCAAACGCAGCCAAACGGAGACAUGCCAGACCUCUGGAGCUGGACAGCGAUGAUGAAGAGAAGGAAGAAGACAGUACACAUAACGAUAACCACCAGAUGUCAGACCAAGUAGAGGCUAUUAUCCCAGUUCUUAUGUCUGACAGAGAUGAUGGAGAUGAAGUUGGUCAGCGAUGUGAAGAAAGGACAUCAGCACAGAAAAGGUUGGAAGAUGAAGAUGCUGUUGUCUGCCGGGCUAGUACCGAUGGACGACGCCUUGGAAGAGAGAGAUUAUCAGAGAGCAGCGCCUCGGAAGAAAGCGAUUACUCGUCGGAGUCCUCAGAGAGCUUCGAUGACUCGUCUUCCGACCUCAGUUCACAACAUGAUGACACGGAGGAGGAUGAGGAGGAGGAUGACAGGAGUGAUGACAAAUGCAUUGUGAUAUCUUCUGAUGAAGAGUCGGUGGAGCUGGAGCUCAUUGCGACUCCCACUGCUCCUCUAACACCUGGAGCACAGCUGGAGCUGGACUUGGAGGACUGGUUAGAGUCACGGCGUAGGGAUCAGACGGAGCAGAACUGUACAGCCGGCCUCCAAGGGAGCAGCGAUGUGGACUCCAUGGUGGAGCUGCAGCACUGUGACCAUUCAGACUCAGAGCUCAUUUCACCUAUUGGACUGGAAGCAGAGCCAGGUCUCUGUGUGCAAUCGAGAUGCCGUGCCUGGACUCCAGAGUCUGUGGAGGGCAUAGAUGACCUGAGGCCUCUCACUCCCACUGGCAGCUUGGUGGACAGUGACCCUGACAAUCUGAUCAAAAGCAAACCGGCGUCUCCAGCACCUCUGGAUGAAGUGGAGAGGCCACCCACACCAGGCAAGGGGAUCGCUGCCAAACUGAUCGAUUUGGACUCGGAUGAAGCCAGUGAAGUCAUGUCUCUCUCCCCAGAAAGUAGUGAUGUUCUUCUAGCUUCUUCCCACUUCCCACCUGCCUCCUACCCAUCGUACGAGGAGAAGCCUAAAACUCCUGGGAGGGAGGAAAGCGGUGGAUGGACUUACAGCAGUAUGUCAACAAUUGGUCAAACGACAGGAACUUUCGAGGGAAACACAGUUUUUUCACCUCUCUGCAGCCCUCCAGACGUUCUACCACUGUCGAGCAAUCCGUAUAUCACUCCCCCAAAAACUCCUGGAAGGGACAUCUUCUUACCUAGAAGAGACAUCGUCCACAGGAGGAAGACACAGAUGUCUCUUCCUUUGUUAUGUGACAGCCUUCUUCGUGUUUCUCCCCUCCCUAUAUCCUCUCCAUCCAGUCUUUCUGAAUCUUCGUUUGACUCUGCCGAUGGAAACUGUGUACGCAUGGGCUCAGGUGUGAGAACAAAACCCUUGCAGGGACUGGAGAAUAUGCCGGGGCUUUAUAAUGACGUCAAACCCUCAUCGAGGCAAAAACUGUUGAGGAGGCUGAGGCGGAGAAAGAGGGCCCGCCUUCGUCAAAGAUUGUUUAAGGGAAUAAAUUGGUGGUGUCAGGAUCAUCGCCUGAGGAGACGUUCACAGUGUGAGGAGUAUAAUAUCCUGCAUAACAUCUGUAGGGACGGUUUGGACGAAGAGGAUGCCAGACAUCUACAGAGUACCUAUGAAAGGCUGCAGGAGCAGGAUAACAGUGCUGGGUGGCUCAGUGACACUUUCUGGAUUCCUCAUCCUCAUAUCCUUUUUGUUCUCCAUAAGAGAUUAUCAGAGAGCAGCGCCUCGGAAGAAAGCGAUUACUCGUCGGAGUCCUCAGAGAGCUUCGAUGACUCGUCUUCCGACCUCAGUUCACAACAUGAUGACACGGAGGAGGAUGAGGAGGAGGAUGACAGGAGUGAUGACAAAUGCAUUGUGAUAUCUUCUGAUGAAGAGUCGGUGGAGCUGGAGCUCAUUGCGACUCCCACUGCUCCUCUAACACCUGGAGCACAGCUGGAGCUGGACUUGGAGGACUGGUUAGAGUCACGGCGUAGGGAUCAGACGGAGCAGAACUGUACAGCCGGCCUCCAAGGGAGCAGCGAUAUGGACUCCAUGGUGGAGCUGCAGCACUGUGACCAUUCAGACUCAGAGCUCAUUUCACCUAUUGGACUGGAAGCAGAGCCAGGUCUCUGUGUGCAAUCGAGAUGCCGUGCCUGGACUCCAGAGUCUGUGGAGGGCAUAGAUGACCUGAGGCCUCUCACUCCCACUGGCAGCUUGGUGGACAGUGACCCUGACAAUCUGAUCAAAAGCAAACCGGCGUCUCCAGCACCUCUGGAUGAAGUGGAGAGGCCACCCACACCAGGCAAGGGGAUCGCUGCCAAACUGAUCGAUUUGGACUCGGAUGAAGCCAGUGAAGUCAUGUCUCUCUCCCCAGAAAGUAGUGAUGUUCUUCUAGCUUCUUCCCACUUCCCACCUGCCUCCUACCCAUCGUACGAGGAGAAGCCUAAAACUCCUGGGAGGGAGGAAAGCGGUGGAUGGACUUACAGCAGUAUGUCAACAAUUGGUCAAACGACAGGAACUUUCGAGGGAAACACAGUUUUUUCACCUCUCUGCAGCCCUCCAGACGUUCUACCACUGUCGAGCAAUCCGUAUAUCACUCCCCCAAAAACUCCUGGAAGGGACAUCUUCUUACCUAGAAGAGACAUCGUCCACAGGAGGAAGACACAGAUGUCUCUUCCUUUGUUAUGUGACAGCCUUCUUCGUGUUUCUCCCCUCCCUAUAUCCUCUCCAUCCAGUCUUUCUGAAUCUUCGUUUGACUCUGCCGAUGGAAACUGUGUACGCAUGGGCUCAGGUGUGAGAACAAAACCCUUGCAGGGACUGGAGAAUAUGCCGGGGCUUUAUAAUGACGUCAAACCCUCAUCGAGGCAAAAACUGUUGAGGAGGCUGAGGCGGAGAAAGAGGGCCCGCCUUCGUCAAAGAUUGUUUAAGGGAAUAAAUUGGUGGUGUCAGGAUCAUCGCCUGAGGAGACGUUCACAGUGUGAGGAGUAUAAUAUCCUGCAUAACAUCUGUAGGGACGGUUUGGACGAAGAGGAUGCCAGACAUCUACAGAGUACCUAUGAAAGGCUGCAGGAGCAGGAUAACAGUGCUGGGUGGCUCAGUGACACUUUCUGGAUUCCUCAUCCUCUGACUAAGGUCCCGACGGAGAGCGGUGAGGAAAGCCAGGGGCAGCCGGUCCACAGGACGGGCUGCGCUCGCAGUGAAGGUUUCUACAGAAUCAGCAGGAAGGACAAGAUAAAAUAUCUCCUGGACACCAAGCCUCCUGCUGACCUUCACUCUGCACUGGAUCAGGGUUUAUGCAUCCCCGUCCAGCAGCCCACUUCACUGAGAUCUGGAUCCGACUUCAGGUCUGAACAGCGCCGCCUGCUGUCCUCUUUCAGCUGCUAUAGCGACCUGGUUAAGUUCAACCAGCUGAAGUUUCGAAAGAAGAGGAUUCGUUUCAGUCGGAGUUUAAUCCAUGAGUGGGGCCUGUUCGCCAUGGAGCCCAUAGCAGCAGAUGAGAUGGUGAUUGAAUAUGUGGGGCAGCUCACCAGACAGGUCAUUGCAGACAUGAGGGAGCAGAGAUACGAGGAGGAAGGCAUCGGAAGCAGCUAUUUGUUCCGCGUUGACCAGGACGCCAUCAUUGAUGCUACCAAAUGUGGAAACUUAGCCAGGUUUAUCAACCACAGCUGUAAUCCUAACUGUUAUGCAAAGAUCAUCACAGUGGAGUCUCAGAAGAAGAUCGUGAUUUACUCCAGGCAGCCGAUUAGCGUCAAUGAAGAAAUUACGUAUGACUACAAGUUUCCCAUUGAAGACACAAAGAUUCCUUGUCUUUGUGGAGCCGAUAGCUGCAGAGGAUCCUUGAACUGAUCUCUAAUUAACUCUCCUUAUUAUGCAAAAAUCUCUGGGGUCCUGAAGUGCUCUCUCACUGGAUCAUAGCUGCUGUUUACAACUGCACAGUUGCUAAAAUCUCUGCAGACAGGUUGAUUAUGCACAGUAAAGAAAAGGCUUUUAAACUUGAUGAAAGGAAUGAAAAAAAGUAUUUGGAGCAUUAGUUUAUCUCUGUAUGCUUUGAAACAAUCAGCUGAAUAAACUGUACCAUGUGUAAAAUCUGGUAAAAUACAUUGUAUGUAUUUUUGGUUUUUGCUAUUAUGUGUGCCUUAAAAAUGCACAAAAUAAUGUAUUUUUGGCUCUUGAUAUGCCACGUGAUUUUGUACACAUGUUAAAUAUAUUAAAUAAACAAAGUCAAAAACG
Poecilia latipinna (sailfin molly) is the source of this 7223-nucleotide messenger RNA. RefSeq names its product histone-lysine N-methyltransferase SETD1B-A-like. Gene Ontology annotation, cellular component: Set1C/COMPASS complex. The record is from RefSeq and is a predicted model, not a curated record. The transcript has 19 exons. Gene Ontology annotation, molecular function: RNA binding; histone H3K4 methyltransferase activity; protein binding. Lineage: Eukaryota; Metazoa; Chordata; Actinopteri; Cyprinodontiformes; Poeciliidae. Bases 417 to 6839 code for a protein of 2140 amino acids.